AUGCAUCGAGAUUUACAUUCUGGUAAUAUUUUACUAAAAGAAAGAUAUGAAGCUUAUAUUAAUUUCGAUUCAUCAAUAUCGCCUGAUGAAAAACAGGAUGGUCAUAUUUGUGGAGUUUUGCCAUAUUUAUCACCUGAGGUCUUGAAAGGUGAACAGUUUACCCAAGCCGCUGAUUCAACAAGAACUUAUUACAACCAGCAAAAUGAUUGA
Molecule: messenger RNA, 210 nt
Organism: Racocetra fulgida
Lineage: Eukaryota; Fungi; Glomeromycota; Glomeromycetes; Diversisporales; Gigasporaceae
Source: the annotation of a GenBank genome assembly